Kogia breviceps (pygmy sperm whale) is the source of this 1971-nucleotide messenger RNA. RefSeq names its product FERM domain containing 7 (gene FRMD7). Lineage: Eukaryota; Metazoa; Chordata; Mammalia; Artiodactyla; Physeteridae. Gene Ontology annotation, molecular function: guanyl-nucleotide exchange factor activity. Gene Ontology annotation, biological process: regulation of neuron projection development. The record is from RefSeq and is a predicted model, not a curated record. Gene Ontology annotation, cellular component: cytoskeleton.
AUGCAUUACUCACCGCCCCCAAAAGGCAUCUCCCUGACUGGGGGCACAGUGUCUUUUGUGACACGUUUGGAUCUGGGAGAAGGGAAAUGCUUCUUUCUUGUUUCUGUUUCUUCCUCAAGAGAUUUCCCCCCCCCCCCACUUCUUUGCAGGUAUCUUUUUACUCUUCAAAUAAAGAAGGAUUUGGCUCUGGGAAGGCUUCCAUGCAGUGACAACUGUACAGCGUUGAUGAUAUCUCACAUCUUACAAUCAGAACUGGGAGACUUUCAUGAAGAAACAGAUAGGAAAUAUUUGGCACAAACCCGGUACUUACCGAAGCAAGACGAUUUAGAGAGCAAGAUCAUGCACUUCCAUCAGAAGCACAUUGGCCGGAGCCCAGCUGAAUCUGACAUUCUACUACUGGACAUAGUGAGGAAGCUGGACAUGUACGGCGUCAGGGCGCACCCUGCCAGUGAUGGUGAAGGGAUGCGGAUACAACUGGCUGUUGCUCACAUGGGCGUACUGGUGUUACGGGGAAAUACAAAGAUCAAUACUUUCAACUGGGCUAAAAUCCGCAAGUUGAGUUUUAAGAGAAAACGUUUUCUCAUCAAACUUCAUGCCAACAUCUUGGUGUUGUGCAAGGAUACCUUGGAGUUCACCCUGGCCAGCCGAGAUGUCUGCAAGGCUUUCUGGAAGACUUGUGUGGAGUAUCAUGCUUUCUUCAGACUUUCUGAAGAGCCCAAAUCAAAGCCCAAAACCCUGCUCUGCAGCAAGGGUUCCAGUUUCCGCUACAGCGGAAGAACCCAAAGGCAACUUUUAGAAUAUGGGAAAAAGGGGAGGUUGAAGAGCUUGCCAUUUGAAAGGGACAUGGUUUUGAAACAUUACCCAUCUCAGUACCAUGAACGACAGUGCAGGUCCUCACCAGACCUCCUCUCUGAUGUGUCAAAACAAGUGGAAGAUUUGAGUCUAGCCUAUGGCAGUGGGUACUACCGAAAUGUGAAUGGAGUGCACGCCUCUGAGCCCGUGCUGGACAGCAGGAGGAGAAACUCUGCAGUGGAGGUGACGUUUGCAGCCGAGCUGGAGCGUUCCAAACCAGAGGCAGAUCCCACAUCACUACAUCAAUCCCAGAGCAGUCCCUCGUUCCCUUUUAUUUAUACAGACCCUGUCUUUACCACCGACCCCGAUCCUGACUAUUUUGAGGAAAGGAGUCCUCUAAGCUCUUUCCAAACAAGCUGUAAGUUUGCUGACAAUCACACGAGCACAUCUUCUGGCCUUACAAGCAAAGUGAGUCCAGCAAGGCAGCUAACUUACACAGAUGUGCCCUAUAUUUCUUGUACUAGUCAGCAGGUUGAUGUUAUGCCUCCUCAAGUCUUCUUUUAUGUGGACAGACCACCCCAGGUGCAGUCUCCAAUCAUGGCAGAGGAAAGGGAAAGGCCAGACAGCUGUCUACAGCCUACCGCAAUGAAGCCAGCCAAAAGAAGCCCAAGGAACCUCAGAAUGAAGAGAUUUCAGCAAGACUUUCAAGAACUCCAAGAAGCUACGGCCCAAACUACUGGCAGGAGCAACCUCAAUGUAGAUCUAGGAGAGGAAGAUCCAACUUUAGAAGAUGCAUUUGCAUAUAACAUUCCAGAGCCAACCCCUAAACGGUCCCAGAGCCAAUUAGACGUGAAAACUAUCCGUUUUCCUCUUGGAUCAAGAUUUAGACCUUUAGGGCCUCGUUCUGCUCUGAGUCGUAAAGCUGACCUGUUUACAUAUAUGUUUGCAGAGCAGGAGUUUCCAACAGUUUUAAUGGAUCAGGGAGCAACAGAAGGGUAUGUAGCUAGUGAAUCCAGCGAUUCGGAAUCAGAGAUUCUUAAACCAGACUACUACUCUUUGUAUGACAAAGGCAUAAGUUCACCCACGGCCAGAAUCCGCUUGUCUUCUGGGAGUCUACAGCUAGAUGAAGAAGAGGAUGUUUCUUUCAAUACAUCAAGUGCUGAGGAUAGGACUUUGUGA